UGGCCAACUUGCAGUUGAAUUACUAGAACAAUCCUUCAGACAAGAUGAAACCAUGGCUAUGAAAUUACUCACUUACGAACUGAAAAACUGGAGUAACUCAACCUGCCUUAAGUUAGCAGUUUCUUCAAGACUUAGACCUUUUGUAGCUCAUACUUGUACGCAGAUGUUGUUAUCAGAUAUGUGGAUGGGACGGCUGAAUAUGAGAAAAAAUUCCUGGUAUAAGGUCAUAUUAAGCAUUUUAGUUCCACCUGCCAUUUUAAUGCUAGAGUAUAAAACCAAGGCUGAAAUGUCCCAUAUUCCACAAUCUCAAGAUGCUCAUCAAAUGACUAUGGAGGAUAGUGAAAACAAUUUUCACAACAUAACAGAAGAGAUACCCAUGGAAGUGUUUAAAGAAGUAAAGAUUUUGGAUAGCAGUGAAGGAAAGAAUGAAAUGGAAAUACAUAUUAAAUCAAAAAAGCUUCCAAUCACACGAAAGUUUUAUGCCUUUUAUCAUGCACCAAUUGUAAAGUUCUGGUUUAACACGUUGGCAUACUUAGGAUUUCUGAUGCUUUAUACAUUUGUAGUUCUUGUACAAAUGGAACAGCUACCUUCAGUUCAAGAAUGGAUUGUUAUUGCUUAUAUUUUUACGUAUGCUAUUGAAAAAAUCCGUGAGGUCUUUAUGUCUGAAGCUGGGAAAAUCAGCCAGAAGAUUAAAGUGUGGUUUAGUGACUACUUCAAUGUUAGUGACACAAUUGCCAUAAUUUCUUUCUUCAUUGGAUUUGGACUAAGAUUUGGAGCAAAAUGGAACUUUAUGAAUGCAUAUGACAAUCAUGUUUUUGUGGCUGGAAGAUUAAUUUACUGUCUUAAUAUAAUAUUUUGGUAUGUGCGUUUGCUAGAUUUUCUAGCUGUAAAUCAACAGGCAGGACCUUAUGUAAUGAUGAUUGGAAAAAUGGUGGCAAAUAUGUUCUACAUUGUAGUGAUAAUGGCUCUUGUGUUACUUAGUUUUGGUGUUCCCAGAAAGGCAAUCCUUUAUCCACACGAAGCACCAUCUUGGUCUCUUGCUAAAGAUAUAGUUUUUCAUCCAUACUGGAUGAUUUUUGGUGAAGUUUAUGCAUAUGAAAUUGAUGUGUGUGCAAAUGAUUCCACUAUCAAGGAAAUUUGUGGUCCUGGGACAUGGUUGACUCCAUUUCUUCAAGCAGUCUACCUCUUUGUACAGUAUAUCAUUAUGGUUAAUCUCCUUAUUGCAUUUUUCAAUAAUGUAUAUUUACAAGUGAAGGCAAUUUCCAAUAUUGUAUGGAAGUAUCAGCGUUACCAUUUUAUUAUGGCUUAUCAUGAAAAACCAGUUCUGCCUCCUCCGCUUAUCAUUCUUAGCCAUAUAGUUUCACUGUUUUGCUGUGUAUGUAAAAGAAGAAAGAAAGAUAAGACUUCUGAUGGGCCAAAACUUUUCUUAACAGAAGAAGAUCAAAAGAAACUCCAUGACUUUGAAGAGCAGUGUGUUGAAAUGUAUUUUGAUGAAAAAGAUGACAAAUUCCAUUCUGGGAGUGAAGAGAGAAUCCGUGUCACUUUUGAAAGAGUGGAGCAGAUGUGCAUUCAGAUUAAAGAAGUUGGAGAUCGUGUCAACUACAUAAAAAGAUCGUUACAGUCUUUAGAUUCUCAAAUCGGUCAUCUGCAAGAUCUCUCAGCCCUGACAGUAGAUACGUUAAAAACACUUACAGCCCAGAAAGCUUCAGAAGCUAGCAAAGUGCACAAUGAGAUCACACGAGAAUUGAGUGUUUCAAAACACUUGGCUCAGAAUCUUAUUGAUGAUGUUCCUGUACGACCUCUGUGGAAAAAGCAGAGUGUCGUAAAUACCCUGAGUUCCUCUCUUCCUCAAGGUGACCGGGAAAGUAAUAAUCCUUUUCUUUGUAACAUCUUUAUGAAGGAUGAAAAAGACCCCCAGUAUAACCUGUUUGGUCAAGAUUUGCCUAUGAUACCCCAGAGAAAAGAAUUCAACAUUCCAGAGGCUGGUUCCUCCUGUGGUGCCUUAUUCCCAAGUGCUGUUUCUCCCCCAGAAUUACGACAGAGGCGACAUGGGGUAGAAAUCUUAAAAAUAUUUAAUAAAAAUCAAAAAGUAGGCAGUUCACCUAAUAGUUCACCGCAGAUGUCAUCCCCACCAACCAAAUUUUCUGUGAGUACCCCAUCCCAGCCAAGUUGCAAAAGCCACUUGGAAUCUGCAACCAAAGAUCCAGAACCCGCUUUCUAUAAAGCUGCAGAAGGGGAUAACAUAGAAUUUGGAGCAUUUGUGGGACACAGAGAUAGUAUGGACUUACAGAGGCUUAAAGAAACAUCAAACAAAAUAAAAGAACUGUUAUCCAAUGAUAGUCCUGAAAACACUUUGAAACACGUGGGUGUUGCUGGAUACAGUGAGUGUCAAAAGACUUCUGCUUCUCUUCACUCAGAACGAGAAAGCAGUAGUAGAAGAAUGUCUACAGAAGACUCUCCAGAAGUAGAUUCUAAAGCAGCUUUGUUACCGGAUUGGUUACGAGAUAGACCAUCAAACAGAGAAAUGCCAUCUGAAGGAGGAACAUUAAAUGGUCUUGCGUCUCCGUUUAAGCCUGUUAUGGAUACAAAUUACUAUUACUCAGCUGUGGAAAGAAAUAACCUGAUGAGGUUGUCACAGAGUAUUCCCUUCGUUCCUGUACCACCACGAGGUGAGCCUGUCACGGUGUAUCGUCUGGAGGAGAGUUCUCCCAGCAUACUGAAUAACAGCAUGUCUUCUUGGUCUCAGUUAGGCCUCUGUGCCAAAAUUGAGUUUUUAAGUAAAGAAGAAAUGGGAGGCGGUUUACGAAGAGCAGUCAAAGUACAGUGUACCUGGUCAGAGCAUGAUAUCCUGAAGUCAGGGCAUCUUUAUAUCAUUAAAUCUUUUCUCCCUGAGGUGAUUAACACAUGGUCAAGCAUUUAUAAAGAAGAUACAGUUCUGCAUCUCUGUCUCAGAGAAAUACAACAACAGAGAGCAGCACAAAAGCUUACGUUUGCCUUUAAUCAGAUGAAACCCAAAUCCAUACCAUAUUCUCCAAGGUUCCUUGAGGUUUUCCUGCUAUACUGCCAUUCAGCAGGGCAAUGGUUUGCUGUAGAAGAAUGCAUGACUGGAGAAUUUAGAAAAUACAACAAUAACAAUGGUGAUGAAAUUAUUCCAACAAACACUCUGGAAGAGAUCAUGCUAGCCUUUAGCCACUGGACCUAUGAAUAUACCAGAGGGGAGUUACUGGUGCUUGACUUACAAGGUGUAGGUGAAAACUUGACUGACCCAUCUGUGAUAAAAGCUGAAGAAAAAAGAUCCUGUGACAUGGUUUUUGGCCCUGCCAAUCUAGGAGAAGAUGCAAUAAAAAACUUCCGAGCCAAACACCACUGUAAUUCUUGCUGUCGAAAGCUUAAACUUCCAGAUCUGAAGAGGAAUGACUACACGCCUGAUAAAGUUAUAUUUCCUCAGGAUGAGUCAUCAGAUUUGAAUCUUCAAGCUGGAAAUUCCACCAAAGAAUCAGAAGCAACAAAUUCUGUUCGUCUGAUGUUAUAGUACUGAAUCAUUGAUUUUUGCCUACAUUUCACAAAAGUCUGAUUGUCGUUUUUCCUUCGGCUGGGAAUUGAUGAUAUAGGUGUGUGCAAAAUGAGCUUGCUGGUCUCACACAUACUUUAGAGGUUAAUGUUCUCAUUGGAAAGCACCUCAAGGAUACAGAUGACUGCUGGGAAAUGUUAACAUUGAUAGGAAGUUAGUACUUUCAAGUUGUGAAGGGCUUUUAUAGCAGAGAUCUGAAACUUUGCUGUCAAGGGUGGUGAUUCCCUGUCACUUGGUGCAGAACCAUUAACCAAAGUCAAGUGUCUUCGAAUUUUAUUGGCUGCUCAGUUACAGCCAUUUAGCUAAAGGAAUUAAAUCUUUGGUUAAAUGGCAGAAGUCUUCCUCAGUUUGGAGUGCUCUCAACUAGGUGUUUGUGGCCACAGGAAAAAUGACAGUUCUAGCAUCACAGGUAUGUUUAAAAGCCUGCGCUGAAAACCAUUUGUCUUCCCUCAAUCCCUCUCUCCCUUCUCCGUGUAGUAUUGAGGAUCAAAUCUAGGGCCUCAUGAAGACCAUUUUAACAGUCAACCUUAGAUCUAUGCUGAUGGAUACAGCCAGUUUCUUGUUAAACAAAGCCUGAUUUGUGCAGAAGGGUUUUUUAAGCAUUAGUUUAUCAAUGUUAAGUAAAAGAAAGCCAUGAUAAUAAGAAUUAACUCACUGUUCAGUGGGUAUUUUCUGAGGAAGGUUACAGUUGUAACAACCUGCAGUUGCUUACAUCUCCAAAGACUUACUGUAUUGUUCAAAUCAGAGUGUCAUAUGAGCGCUCACAUUUAAAGUUGUAUAGGAAUGUGUCGAUGUGAAUUCUGUUCUGGUACUUAUUUAAGAAAUCAGUUGUUGGAUUGUUCUUAUACAACAUAGGGAAAUCACAAUCCAACUUUAUGCCAAUAAAAUGUAACUUAAUUGCCCAGAUAUUUUUUUUGCAUAUUCAGCAACAAGAAAAGCUUAUAAUUUGACUCAAGUUUUAUGCUUUCUCUUUCUUUUUAUUUCCUAGGUACUAAUUUUAAUUUUAUUUGGAAGGGAGCAGUGUAAAGCUUAUUUGUAUUCAAUAGUGUAUCUCAUAGAUACAGACAAGGCAAGCAGAGAUAAGCUGUUAAAUAGUGUUUAAUGUUGAUGUGGAGAGAAAAAGUGUAUUACUUAAAGAUACUAUACCAUAUACGUUUUGUAUAUCAUUAAAUCUUUAAAAGAAAUUAAAUUUAUUCUUGUUUACAGA
Molecule: messenger RNA, 4778 nt
Organism: Psammomys obesus (fat sand rat)
Lineage: Eukaryota; Metazoa; Chordata; Mammalia; Rodentia; Muridae
Gene: Trpm7
Product: transient receptor potential cation channel subfamily M member 7
Exons: 23
Coding region: 53-3532 (1159 amino acids)
Biological process (GO): protein phosphorylation; calcium ion transport; monoatomic cation homeostasis
Cellular component (GO): membrane
Molecular function (GO): protein serine/threonine kinase activity; calcium channel activity; ATP binding
Source: RefSeq, a predicted model, not a curated record